Molecule: messenger RNA, 396 nt
Organism: Blastocystis hominis
Lineage: Eukaryota; Bigyra; Opalinata; Blastocystidae
Exons: 1
Coding region: 1-396 (131 amino acids)
Source: RefSeq, a predicted model, not a curated record
AUGCUGAGUGAGAAACGAGCGAAGUCUAAGACCACUGUGGAAAAGAACCUCUGCAAACUAUUAGCAAAUUCCACGUAUAAUAAAUUCGUGGAGACUGGAUUGAAACGAAUGAAAGUGAAGUUUGCCAUCAAAUUGAAUGAACGCGAGGCUAUCAUUCAUAAGCAUAAAGGUGACAUGAUCGCCGGAACUAUUAUGUAUUCCAGUAAUUUGAUUGGUAUCACGCUCAAUAGAUUAGUGAGGAAAGUGGUGAAAUCGUUCUUCAUCGGGUUUGCCAUAUUGGAUAUGUUCAAACACAUCAUAUACGAUUUCUACUACACUGUGUUCAAGAAGACAUUUGAUACCGUGGAACUAUUGGGACAGGAUACAGAUUCGCUUAUCGUACAAUUGAAUGACUAG